AUGCCGACCGUCAUUAGCACAUCUGUGGCUCCAAGGAUAUCGGCUGAGCCCCGGUCCCCAGGGCCAGUUCCUCACCCAGCCCAGAGCAAGGCCACCGAGGCUGGGGGUGGAAACCCAAGUGGCAUCUAUUCAGCCAUCAUCAGCCGCAAUUUUCCUAUUAUCGGAGUGAAAGAGAAGACAUUCGAGCAACUUCACAAGAAAUGUCUAGAAAAGAAAGUUCUUUAUGUGGACCCUGAGUUCCCACCGGAUGAGACCUCUCUCUUUUAUAGCCAGAAGUUCCCCAUCCAGUUCAUCUGGAAGAGACCUCCGGAAAUUUGUGAGAAUCCCCGAUUUAUCAUUGAUGGAGCCAACAGAACUGACAUCUGUCAAGGAGAGCUAGGGGACUGCUGGUUCCUCGCAGCCAUUGCCUGCCUGACCCUGAACCAGCACCUUCUUUUCCGAGUCAUACCCCAUGAUCAAAGUUUCAUCGAAAACUACGCAGGGAUCUUCCACUUCCAGUUCUGGCGCUAUGGAGAGUGGGUGGACGUGGUUAUUGAUGACUGCCUGCCAACGUACAACAAUCAACUGGUUUUCACCAAGUCCAACCACCGCAAUGAGUUCUGGAGCGCUCUGCUGGAGAAGGCUUAUGCUAAGCUCCAUGGUUCCUACGAAGCUCUGAAAGGUGGGAACACCACAGAGGCCAUGGAGGACUUCACAGGAGGGGUGACAGAGUUUUUUGAGAUCAGGGAUGCUCCUAGUGACAUGUACAAGAUCAUGAAGAAAGCCAUCGAGAGAGGUUCCCUCAUGGGCUGCUCCAUUGAUGAUGGCACAAACAUGACCUAUGGAACCUCUCCUUCUGGUCUGAACAUGGGGGAGUUGAUUGCACGGAUGGUGAGGAAUAUGGAUAACUCGCUGCUCCAGGACUCCGACCUCGACCCCAGAGGCUCAGAUGAAAGACCAACCCGGACAAUCAUUCCAGUUCAGUAUGAGACAAGAAUGGCCUGCGGGCUGGUCAGAGGUCACGCCUACUCUGUCACGGGGCUGGAUGAGGUCCUGUUCAAAGGUGAGAAAGUGAAGCUGGUGCGGCUGCGGAAUCCCUGGGGCCAGGUGGAGUGGAACGGUUCUUGGAGUGAUAGUUGGAAGGACUGGAGCUUUGUGGACAAAGAUGAGAAGGCCCGUCUGCAGCACCAGGUCACUGAGGAUGGAGAGUUCUGGAUGUCCUAUGAGGAUUUCAUCUACCAUUUCACAAAGUUGGAGAUCUGCAACCUCACGGCCGAUGCUCUGCAGUCUGACAAGCUUCAGACCUGGACGGUGUCUGUGAACGAGGGCCGCUGGGUACGGGGUUGCUCUGCCGGAGGCUGCCGCAACUUCCCAGAUACUUUCUGGACCAACCCUCAGUACCGUCUGAAGCUCCUGGAGGAGGACGAUGACCCUGAUGACUCGGAGGUGAUUUGCAGCUUCCUGGUGGCCCUGAUGCAGAAGAACCGGCGGAAGGACCGGAAGCUAGGGGCCAGUCUCUUCACCAUUGGCUUCGCCAUCUACGAGGUUCCCAAAGAGAUGCACGGGAACAAGCAGCACCUGCAGAAGGACUUCUUCCUGUACAAUGCCUCCAAGGCCAGGAGCAAAACCUACAUCAACAUGCGGGAGGUGUCCCAGCGCUUCCGCCUGCCUCCCAGCGAGUACGUCAUCGUGCCCUCCACCUAUGAGCCCCACCAGGAGGGGGAAUUCAUCCUCCGGGUCUUCUCUGAAAAGAGGAACCUCUCUGAGGAAGUUGAAAAUACAAUCUCCGUGGAUCGGCCAGUGAAAAAGAAAAAAACCAAGCCCAUCAUCUUCGUUUCGGACAGAGCAAACAGCAACAAGGAGCUGGGUGUGGACCAGGAGUCAGAGGAGGGCAAAGGCAAAACAAGCCCUGAUAAGCAAAAGCAGUCCUCACAGCCACAGCCUCGCAGCUCUGACCAGGAAAGUGAGGAACAGCAACAAUUCCAGAACAUUUUCAAGCAGAUAGCAGGAGAUGACAUGGAGAUCUGUGCAGAUGAGCUCAAGAAGGUCCUUAACACAGUCGUGAACAAACACAAGGACCUGAAGACACACGGGUUCACACUGGAGUCUUGCCGUAGCAUGAUUGCGCUCAUGGAUACAGAUGGCUCUGGAAAGCUCAAUCUGCAGGAGUUCCACCACCUCUGGAACAAGAUUAAGGCCUGGCAGAAAAUUUUCAAACACUAUGACACAGACCAGUCCGGCACCAUCAACAGCUACGAGAUGCGAAAUGCAGUCAACGACGCAGGAUUCCACCUUAACAACCAGCUCUACGACAUCAUUACCAUGCGGUACGCAGACAAACACAUGAACAUCAACUUUGACAGUUUCAUCUGCUGCUUCGUCAGGCUGGAGGGCAUGUUCAGAGCUUUUCAUGCAUUUGACAAGGAUGGAGAUGGUAUCAUCAAACUCAACGUUCUGGAGUGGCUGCAGCUCACCAUGUAUGCCUGAACCAGGCCUCAUCCAAAGCCAUGCAAGAUCACUCAGGAUUUCAGUUUCACCCUCUAUUUCCAAAGCCACUUACCUCAAAGGACCCAGCAGCUACACCCCUAUAGGCUUCCAGGCACCUCAUCAGUCAUGUUCCUCCUCCAUUUUACCCCCUACCCAUCCUUGAUCGGUCAUGCCUAGCCUGACCCUUCAGUAAAGCAAUGAGGUAGGAAGAACAAACCCUUGUCCCUUUGCCAUGUGGAGGAAAGUGCCUGCCUCUGGUCCAAGCGGCCUCGAUUCUGAAGCGAGUGCUCCUGCUUACCUUGCUCUAGGCUGUCUGCAAAAGCCCCUGCCAGUGGCACUCAGCACCUCCUUGUGCUAGAGCCCUCCAUCACCUUCACGCUGUCCCACCAUGGGCCAGGAACCAAACCAGCACUGGGUUCUGCCUGGUUAUUUUAGGAGAGGCCUGCUGUGGGGUAAACUAACUCAGUGGAAUAGGGCUGGUUACUUUGGGCUGUCCAACUCGUAAGUUUGGCUGCAUUUUGAAAAAAGCUGAUCUAAAUAAAGGCAUGUAUAUGGCUGGUC
Symphalangus syndactylus (siamang) is the source of this 3027-nucleotide messenger RNA. It is a transcript of the gene CAPN3, whose product is annotated as calpain 3. NCBI's taxonomy places the organism in Eukaryota, Metazoa, Chordata, Mammalia, Primates, Hylobatidae. Gene Ontology annotation, cellular component: cytoplasm; calpain complex. The record is from RefSeq and is a predicted model, not a curated record. Gene Ontology annotation, biological process: proteolysis; negative regulation of apoptotic process. Gene Ontology annotation, molecular function: calcium-dependent cysteine-type endopeptidase activity; calcium ion binding.